AUGCUGCGGCUUUGUGGUUUUCAGAGAUAUACUUUGCUUUCAUGGUCUGAAGAAGUUUCUUGGCUCUGUCAGAAUGUUAAGGGGGACUCUGCAGUUUCCUCUGUUCAGAGUUUCUACUUCUCGGCAGUGGUCUAUCGAAUAUGGCGCGAGCGCAACAAUCGUAUCUUCAAAUUGGAGGCUACCAAUGUGGACGAGCUUUUUCAUCGAAUUGUUAGCGAUACCAGAGGUCAUUUCUGUCAUCUUCAAAUCAGAACUGCGACUUCCUCAUCCAUUAAGGAGUUUUUUCACCGAUGGAAAAUCAAACCGGAGUUUCUUUCUCACCUGCUUCAGUUUUUCUCUUGGCCUCGGCCCCCUGCGGCGUGGCUUGUUUUAAAUUGUGAUGGCUUAGUUAGAAAUGGGCUCGGCAGGUAUGGCAUUGUUGCUCGAGAUGCAAGGGGUUGCCCCGUUUUUGCUCUGGCGGGUGCCGUAGUUCAUGAUAACAUUCUAUGUGUUGAGCUGAUCGCCAUUCGUCAAGGUCUCAAGAGAGCCAGGGACCUUCGAUGUACCCACCUUCAGGUUCGUUUAGACUCUCUGGCUGUUGUUCAAAUGAUUACUGGGAAGUUUCGCCCUCCAUGGUUCACUCUGGCACUUCUUGAUGAUAUCUUUGAGCUUUAUGCAAAUUUUCAGCACUGUGUUUUUUCGCAUCACGUUCGUGAGAUCAAUAGGUGUGCUGAUUUUUUGGCUUAUUUUGUUCAAUCUCCUCAGGAGACUAUUUUGGAUCUCUCAAACCUCCCUGCUGAUCUGAUCGUCCUUUUACGUGAUGAUGCAUGCGGGAAGGUCUACCAAAGGUUGUAA
Molecule: messenger RNA, 834 nt
Organism: Macadamia integrifolia
Lineage: Eukaryota; Viridiplantae; Streptophyta; Magnoliopsida; Proteales; Proteaceae
Exons: 1
Coding region: 1-834 (277 amino acids)
Molecular function (GO): RNA-DNA hybrid ribonuclease activity; nucleic acid binding
Source: RefSeq, a predicted model, not a curated record